CUGUAACAGCAGGGACCUCGAACUCAGCAAUCUGCUGGGCGACGCCCUUUGGUUUUCCCAUCUUGAAAUGAAAAUUUAAAUGUGUGCUGCUAAAGCUCUGCUAAAGUUCAAAACCUUUUCAGAAAUUAUCUUCUCCCCACACUUCGAUAUAGCGCUAGCGGCCGCCCUCCUGCUGUCGAAAUAGAAGCUUGUGAUGGCAUUAGAACAAAUCGAUACAACUAUGAAGCCUCGAUCAUUUUCAACAUUGCGCUGCUUGCAGCAUGAAAAUCCUCUGGGAUUGCCGCGAACAGGAAGCAUUCCGCGCAUGCAGCGAGGCUUGCCAGAACGAAGAAAGAUCAAGGAUGUGAAGAAAGUGAUUGCUGUAUCAUCUGCGAAAGGUGGUGUUGGAAAGUCGACUAUUGCAGUCAAUCUCGCUCUGGCAUUUGCCCGCCGUGGUCUUCGAAGUGGUAUCCUCGAUACCGAUAUCUUUGGACCUUCUAUACCAACACUUCUCAAUCUUUCUGGAGAGCCUCGAUUAUCACCAAACAAUCAACUUAUUCCUCUCUCGAAUUAUGGGGUCAAGUCUAUGUCGAUGGGAUACUUGGUUGGAGAUCAAGCUCCUGUGGUAUGGCGAGGCUUGAUGGUAAUGAAGGCACUGCAGCAGCUAUUACAUGAAGUCGACUGGGGCGGACUGGACGUCUUGGUCUUGGACAUGCCGCCUGGAACGGGUGAUACACAACUGACCAUCACACAGCAGAUUGUUUUGGACGGGGCUGUCAUAGUUUCCACACCUCAAGACAUCGCCUUGAAAGAUGCCGUGAAAGGUAUCAACAUGUUCAAGAAGAUUAAGACCCCGAUCCUUGGAAUGAUACAGAAUAUGUCACUGUUCACAUGUCCACAUUGUCAUAAUAGUACACAUAUCUUCGGGGCACAAUCGGGGGUAACAAAAGCUUGCGAAAAGCAUGGCAUUAAAUUUCUUGGAGACAUACCUUUACAUGCUAGUAUAUGCGAUGAUGCUGAUAGAGGGAAGCCAACUGUUGUUUCUGAGCCAGAAAGUGAUAGAGCGAAGGCUUUCAUGGCAAUUGCAGAGGAGGUAGGGACAAAGAUAGAGUUGUUUGGCAUGUGAAAAGUGUACAAUAGACAAAAGGAACGCCUACCUGCAUGUUUCCGCCACAUCGCUUUCUUUGGUAGUCUUUCGUCCUGCGGUCUAAUGCCUGUAAAAGUCCACAUCGUUCAGGUCCUAAAAGACAGCAUGAUUCAGCAUCUAUUCCACGGCACAAGGUCGGGUAUUUUGUA
Mollisia scopiformis is the source of this 1275-nucleotide messenger RNA. RefSeq names its product nucleotide binding protein-like protein. NCBI's taxonomy places the organism in Eukaryota, Fungi, Ascomycota, Leotiomycetes, Helotiales, Mollisiaceae. Gene Ontology annotation, cellular component: mitochondrion. The transcript has 5 exons. The record is from RefSeq and is a predicted model, not a curated record. Gene Ontology annotation, molecular function: 4 iron, 4 sulfur cluster binding; ATP binding; ATP-dependent FeS chaperone activity. The coding region runs from base 194 to 1105 and encodes 303 amino acids. Gene Ontology annotation, biological process: mitochondrial respiratory chain complex I assembly; iron-sulfur cluster assembly.